UCGAAACAUGGUUAACUAGAAAUCGUUCGAUUAAUUAACGGAGAAGCUAAAAUCUGCUCCUGAAGGGUGCGCCAAACACGAUCGGAUAGGAAUGGUUUAAAUAGCAGCAGUCGAUCGAACCAGACAACAAAUCGUUCCGUGCGAUCGAGCGCGAGAGGAUCGGGUCCGUUGUCCGUAGAGCGUGCAGUGCGUGAAAGUGCGUGAAAAUAGUGAUUGAGAUUCAGCGCCAGAAAGGAAAAGUUCUUCACGAUGGCUGUGUUUAUGCCUAAAUAUCGAUUGUUCUCGAAGGCGGUCAACCUGAAGCCGAACCCUAGACAGUGGACUGCGCGAUGGACUAUUGUGCAGCGGUCAAUCUAUGGUAGCAGACAGCUUCAGCAGCAGCCGAAUACAUCCUCCACAAACCACCACAAUCACCAUAACCACCACCAGCAGCAGCAGCAGCAGCAGCAUCAGCAGCAGUUCCACCAUCAGUCGACGACAGGUAAAUCCCGUAGCAAAGUUUACAGAAAGUGGAGUUGGAAGGCCGGUGCAGGUUGGACUAUAUUAUCGGUUUUGGAUUGGUGGUUACUAGCAGCCGGCGGUUGGCUGACUUGGCGCGGUGUAUUUCUUCGUUGGACACCGAUCGGUAUCUGUAUGGUGGUGGCAGCAAAGUGGCACCUUCACAAUCGUGAACUCGAUAAGAAGGGCCUACCGAGGACCGCCGCAAAAUGGCAGGCGAAAAUGUACUGCUCACUGCCACUGCGCGUCAUGAGCCGGGCCUGGGGGUGGAUGGCCGAUCGAAAGGUUCCCAAACCGGUACGACCCAUGGUCUAUGGUCUCUACUCGACAACGUUCGGUGUAAAGAUGGAGGAAGCCGCCACAGACAACUUCAAAGAGUAUCGUAGUUUAGGAGAGUUUUUCACCCGCCCGCUCAAGGAAGAUGCUCGUCCAAUCGAUCCUAAUACCAGUUUUGUGUCACCAUGUGAUGGGAGAAUUCUCCACUUCGGUACCGCCAGCACUAGUCAAAUCGAGCAGGUCAAAGGAGUGUCUUACAGUUUAGAGGCCUUCCUAGGACCUCCGACAUGGACCAAAAAGGAAGCCCCGGAAAUGGUGGAAAAGGUGAAGAAAAAGCCCUCACCCGACAGUGUGCUGUAUCAGUGCGUCAUCUACCUAGCACCGGGAGACUACCAUCGAUUCCACUCACCCACGUUAUGGAAACCGGAGCUACGGAGACACUUUUCCGGUGAGCUGUUGUCGGUUAGUCCAAAAAUUGCAGGCUGGAUUCCGGGGCUGUUCUGUCUCAAUGAAAGGGCCGUCUACAUCGGCAAGUGGAAACACGGGUUCUUCAGUUACACCGCUGUGGGAGCUACCAAUGUUGGCUCGGUGGAGAUUUUCAUGGAUGAAAAGCUGAAAACUAACAAAUGGGUCGGAUUAGCAUGUGGCAGUCACAAAAAGAAGGAGUACGACGAGUUGGAAAUGCCUAAUGAUAAGUACCUGGAUAAGGGUGAACUGGUUGGUCAGUUCCGGAUGGGAAGCACCAUUGUGUUGAUCUUCGAAGCGCCUAAAGAAUUUAAAUUUAAUCUCUUUCCCGGUCAACGUGUGAAAGUCGGAGAGCGGUUAGGAACGUUCGAAGGUACGGAGGAAACGACGGAAGAUCCAGCAGAAGUGAAACGCGUGAUCGAAACUUUAGACGUUACGGAAUCGACACAAUUAUAAAAAAGUAUUCACCAAUCGCUUCACGACGGUUUGUGACAACCGGCACGCGUCUCAGUGUAGUGUCUCAGGAUAGAAAUAGUUUUUAAGUUAACAACACCUAUUCCUUUACCGUUUUAUCCAUAGCCAGACCCAAGCCUAAGUACAACAGUGAUUCAACUAGCGUCGGGUGCGAAAGUUGUGUGAGAGGUUGUUAAUUCUAGAUAAUGUGCUAAGUUAACGUGCAAAUACGAAUCAGUCCAUCGGUAAAACAUUUGUUCAUCUAGUUGCCGCCAAGAGUACCGACGGUGGCGCAUGCACGACGCACACAUUUUCCCGAACAGCAGGAACAGGUGCGUAGCGUUAGUGGAAAAUAACCGUAAGAGUAGUGCAUAUUGUACACGAUUGGAUUGAUUCAUGUGCUAUUUAAUUUCCUGACCUUGCGUCAUAAAGAUUAGGCGGCAACAUCGAUGCAAAGACAGAACACCGGUAUAAAGACUUGUAGAUUUAAACGAACUGCUACAACAAUACGUUUUUGGGGGGAAAGGGAUUCUGCACGAUCGUGAUUUUAAUGUGAUCCCAAUACCGUUAACAAUCCCGCGGCUUGAUUGUUACACGAGCUAUUACCGUCACACGCGUAUACAUGACACCUUACCAGUUGUAUAGAAAAACAAACCCAUUGUUGACCUCAAUUACCAAAGGGUUCGGAGUCGAACCUUGUGUAUAGGUGAUUUUUAAUUACUAGCAAUAUACAACCAUUAACGAAAAUCCCCUGUUAGCAAAACGAAUUGUUCCUGCCGAAGUGUUUCAUUUAAAGAAUAUAUUUUUAUGUUAAUAUUACCAU
Molecule: messenger RNA, 2515 nt
Organism: Anopheles moucheti
Lineage: Eukaryota; Metazoa; Arthropoda; Insecta; Diptera; Culicidae
Gene: Pisd
Product: phosphatidylserine decarboxylase proenzyme, mitochondrial
Exons: 7
Coding region: 250-1695 (481 amino acids)
Biological process (GO): phosphatidylethanolamine biosynthetic process
Cellular component (GO): mitochondrion
Molecular function (GO): phosphatidylserine decarboxylase activity
Source: RefSeq, a predicted model, not a curated record